CUUCCGGCCAGUAAUCUCUCACCCCAGUGGCCCUAGCAAUCAAGCCUAGAUGAAGGUCAUCGCCGCGUACCUGCUCGCCGUCCUCGGCGGAAACCUCCAGCCCUCCGCCGAUGACCUUAAGAGCAUCCUCGGAUCAGUUGGGGCUGAAGCAGAAGAUGACAGAUUAGAGCUCCUUCUUAGUGAAAUAAAGGGGAAGGACAUCACGGAGCUAAUUGCCUCUGGUAGGGAGAAACUGGCUUCGGUUCCUUCCGGCGGUGGUGUUUCUGUCGCUAUUUCUGCUGCCGGUACUGGAGAUGCCGCUGCUGCACCUGCUGCGGCCGAGUCGAAGAAGGAAGAGAAAGUUGAAGAGAAGGAAGAGUCUGAUGAGGACAUGGGCUUCAGUUUGUUCGAUUGAGGAAUUAGGGCUGUUAAAUUUCUGUUUAUUGGUAGGUAUUAGAGUUCCAAUCACGCCUAAUUGUUUCUUUCCAGUUUGAACAUUUUUGAGAAGAUAUUAAUUGUUGAUUGGUCAACUUUUGAAUAAUUUUGUUUUCAUGUCAACACAAUUUUGAUCGUUCUGUUUACAUUCCACCCUGUGAAAGUGAAACUGAGAUUAAUUCCAUUGGGUUAAGAUGAUAUUAAAAUCAAUGAAGCUUUCUGCAAA
Molecule: messenger RNA, 640 nt
Organism: Nelumbo nucifera (sacred lotus)
Lineage: Eukaryota; Viridiplantae; Streptophyta; Magnoliopsida; Proteales; Nelumbonaceae
Product: large ribosomal subunit protein P2B-like
Biological process (GO): cytoplasmic translational elongation
Cellular component (GO): ribosome; cytosolic large ribosomal subunit
Molecular function (GO): structural constituent of ribosome
Source: RefSeq, a predicted model, not a curated record